Priceomyces carsonii is the source of this 528-nucleotide messenger RNA. Its product is annotated as chromatin modification protein. Gene Ontology annotation, biological process: RNA polymerase II preinitiation complex assembly; DNA-templated transcription initiation. NCBI's taxonomy places the organism in Eukaryota, Fungi, Ascomycota, Pichiomycetes, Serinales, Debaryomycetaceae. Gene Ontology annotation, molecular function: transcription coactivator activity; protein heterodimerization activity; RNA polymerase II general transcription initiation factor activity. The coding region runs from base 1 to 528 and encodes 175 amino acids. The transcript is spliced from 2 exons. The record is from RefSeq and is a predicted model, not a curated record. Gene Ontology annotation, cellular component: transcription factor TFIID complex; SAGA complex.
AUGAGCACUUCGAACCAACCUGAUAGCAACACAGAGUCGAAUGAAAACAACUCUGCACAAAAUAAUGCAGUGCCAAGGGAUGUCAGACUAUUGCAUCUAAUAUUUGCCACACAAGGCAUUCAAAACUACCAAGAUCAUGUCCCACUCCAGUUGAUGGAUUUUGCGCACAGAUAUACCACAUCUGUUUUAAAAGAUGCUCUAGUUUAUAGUGACCAUACUAAGACAAUCAACGCAAACACAAACUUAAACUCAACUGCAAAUACUACUGUUAAUACUGAUGAUAUCAGGUUGGCCAUUGCAGCUAGAACAAACUAUCAGUUCAAACCAGUACCUCCAAAGGAGCUUAUGUUGGAAUUGGCACAUGAAAGGAACUCAAAGCCCCUUCCACCAGUGAUUCCAAAGUGGGGUUUAAACUUACCGCCUGAAAAGUACUGCUUGACGGCUAGAGAUUGGGAAAAUAUUGAAGACGAGAAUGAUAUCGAUGUAGAGGAAUACCGUGACAGCCAGAGCAAGAGACAUAAAGUUUAA